Molecule: messenger RNA, 1609 nt
Organism: Mus pahari (shrew mouse)
Lineage: Eukaryota; Metazoa; Chordata; Mammalia; Rodentia; Muridae
Product: endogenous retrovirus group K member 5 Gag polyprotein-like
Biological process (GO): viral process
Molecular function (GO): zinc ion binding; nucleic acid binding
Source: RefSeq, a predicted model, not a curated record
AUGGACAUCCUGAUAUCAGAGAUUCUGUGGAAGCAGCAGUUGGUGGAGGACAGGAACCCCCUGGAGUUCCCGCUCUCCAGUUCGGAUCGAGGCCACAGUGUCUCUGCAGGCAGAAACACUCAUUUGGCGCCCACGUGGCUGGAGUUAAUGGGACCUCAGACGCUGGUAUGGAGCUCCAUGUGUAAAAGGUGUAUCGUGCAUCCCGGAAGGAAAGGUCGCAGCGGAAUUAUGGGAUCAGGAACCUCUAGGCAGUUUUGUGUCCGCAGUCUACAAGGACUGCUUCAGGCGAAAGAAAUAGGGUUCAAAGAAUCUAAAGAUGCUAUUGAUGGGGAGAUUCCGCUGGCCUUCCAUAGUGCUGAGGCUGAGCUUACGGAAUCUCAUAAAAACUCUAAAUUAGGGAAGUAUGGGGAUUCUGACNAUGAGCUAACUCCUCAAAAAGGGGAUCCUUUACCAAAAGGAGCCACCAGAUAUUCUGAGGAGGAUUGGUCUUCCAAGGAAUCCGUAUCCGGCCCACCUGUGACCUCCCCAGUAGCAGGGGCUGCUACUUUAGAUUUGCAAAUAUGUAAGUUAGAGUUUGAAAUUAAGUUGCAAAAACUGACUAAAGAGCUUCAGGAGCUAAAAGCCACAUCCUUCGGAGUGAAAAAUACUUACCCUGAGAUUUAUCAACCAUCGCUAGAGGAAGCCGUACCUAGAGCUCGUGGGGGAAGACAUGAUUCUUCUAACAGGCCGACUUUCCCCGAAGCAAAAAUGUUUGACCAACAAAACAAUAAUCGUCAAUGUCAGGCUUUGGAUUUUAAGGUGAUAAAGGAAUUAAAAACAGCUGUGGCGCAGUAUGGCCCCACAGGCCCCUUCACUCUAGCCUUAAUAGAUACGCUUGUGGAGUCAUAUUUGACCCCCCAAGAUUGGAAGACGUUGUGUAGGGCUACCUUGUCAGGAGNAGAUUUUUUACUCUGGAGUGCUGAGUGGCGAGAAGCGUGUAAGUCAAUUGCUCUUUUGAAUGCGCACACUGGUAACCCAACUUGUGAUACUGACAUGCAAUUGGGAGAGGGUAAAUAUGAAGGCAAUCUAAAUCAGAUCGGAUUUCCUGUGGGGGUUUAUGCACAGAUUGCUGCGGCUGCUCGUCGUGCGUGGACCUUGUUGCCUACCACAGGGGAUUGUAAUGGAGGUUUAUCAGGCAUUCGGCAAGGCCCCAAUGAGCCUUACCAGGAGUUUGUAGAUAGAUUACAUAGAACAGCUAGAAAAAUUGCUGGAGAUUCUCAAAUGGGAAUCCCUUUCGUUAAACAACUGGCUUAUGAGAACGCUAAUGCAGCAUGUCGUGCCUCUAUUCGGCCUUUCAAAGGACAGCUGGAUCUGGCGGGGUACAUUCGACUUUGUGCAGGAAUUGGUCCAGCUAGUGGUCAGAGUUUGGCAUUGGCGGCUACCUUACAAGAGAGCACCGCACAAAAAAUGUCGUCGGGUAAAUGUGGUGAUAGGGUGUGUUUUAAGUGUGGAAAUGUUGGUCAUUUUCGAAGCAACUGUCCAAAAAAUAAGAGUGCUGAGGGCAAAAAAUUAAGCCUUGCACCAGGAAUUUGCCCUCGCUGCAGACAGGGUAACCACUGGGCUAGGGAAU